Messenger RNA from Zingiber officinale, 1206 nucleotides. Its product is annotated as beta-1,3-galactosyltransferase pvg3-like. The transcript has a single exon. Lineage: Eukaryota; Viridiplantae; Streptophyta; Magnoliopsida; Zingiberales; Zingiberaceae. Gene Ontology annotation, cellular component: Golgi membrane. The record is from RefSeq and is a predicted model, not a curated record. Gene Ontology annotation, molecular function: hexosyltransferase activity. The coding region runs from base 122 to 1063 and encodes 313 amino acids.
CGAACCUUUCAAUUCGGGCCUUGGCCACGAUUUUUGCAUCAAAUCUAGCUGUUCUCGAUCCCUUCUUCCUCCUCGUUAUAGAAUUUAAUGACUUGUGGUUAACUGUGAAAGCACAGCACAAAUGGUUCGAUUUCCCAAGUCUCCUCCGGCCACUCUCACUCUCCUCUUCCUCGGCCUCGCCUUGUUCGCCAUCCUCUACCUCGUCAUCUACCCCAACGACUUGCAGCUGCAGUCUUUGAUCGCCGUCUGUCACUCCCCUUCUUCCUCCCCUGUCCCGCUCGAUCCCAUCACCCCGAAGCCCGACUUCCGGCUCCUCCUCGGCAUCCUCACCCUCCCCGACCACUACGAGCGCCGCCACCUCCUCCGACUCGUCUACUCCCUCCAACAGCGGCAGCACGACCUCACCGCCCAGGUCGACGUCCGCUUCGUCUUCUGCCGGCUCACCAAGGAGGACCAGCGCGUGCUCGUGGCCCUCGAGAUCAUGCGCUACGCCGACAUCAUCAUACUCAACUGCACCGAGAACAUGAACCAGGGCAAGACCUACGCCUACUACGCCAGCCUCCCCAGCCUCUUUGGCGGCGAUGGCGAGACGCGCUACGACUUCGUCGCCAAGGCCGACGACGACAUCUACUUCCGCCUCCCCAAACUCAUCGAGUCGCUGAACAAGAUGCCGCGCGAGGACCUGUACUACGGAUUCGUGAUCCCCUGCACGAGCAUGGACCCGUUCAGGGACUACAUGUCCGGGAUGGGGUACGUGGUGUCCUGGGACUUGGUGGAGUGGAUCGCCACGUCGGAGAUUGCCAGGAACAACACCGAGGGGCCGGAGGACAUGAUGACGGGGAAAUGGCUGCAUUGGGGCGGCAAGGGGAAGAACAGGUACAACACCAAGUACGCCAUGUACGACUAUCCGAUACCGGUCCCGAUCGACGAGUGCUCCCAUGAUUUCGCGCCGGAGACGAUCGCCGUGCACCGGCUGAAGGACAACAUGAAAUGGGCGCGCGCGCUCCAGUACCUGAACGUCACCGAUGGAUUGAAGCCCUCCAAGCUCAUCUACCACAUUUGAUUCGAUCACUCUUUUUCUUUUUUUAAAUCAUUGAAUUAAUCUUUAUUUUUGCUCUCAAUCGAUCCUUUGGAUGAGAAUAUCCGAAAGACACUUACAUAAUUUUAUCCACUGGAACACGAAUUGAGCAAUUGAUUGUUAUAAAC